AUGGCGUACUCCAGCGGCCGCUCCUCCUCCACCGACUCAUCCGCCUCCUCCUCCUCGCCGCUGCACCGUCGCGCGGAGGAGGGGGAGGCGGAGGCCCUCGUCCCGCACUUUGAGCUCACCACGAUUGGGCACGAGCUGGAGGAGCCCAUUCUCUCCAUGGACUCCCAGUGCGACGUCAUGGCGCUGCUGGGGGAGAAGGGCGGGCUGGUGGUGCGAGACACGGCGCGGGACGCCGCACCCCUGACGGCCGCCAUACGCAAUCCGUACCGGGUGUUUCUUGACCCCACCGGGACCCACGCACUCGUCGCCGCGACGGAUGGGGAGAUGUAUUACUACUCCUCACGGCAACGCAAGGUGUCGGGUCAUUUUCAACUGCAGCACCGCGGUGGGACCUGGGACGGCGCAACGACGGCACCGCCGGUGCCGCUCCUGACGACAAGCAACAAUGUUGCUGAAUGCGUCUGCUGGCUCCCUGAUGCACCGACAGAGGAUUCAAGUCAAACAGCAAUGAAAGUGCACUGCCUCGUUGGCACCAAACUCGGGGGCUUUGUUUUUGAAGUCAAGAUAGAGGUGAGUGGAGAGAGCGCGGUUAAGCCGGCGUGCCGGCAAUGCUUGCAGCUUCCUGCGGGUGGCUUUCAAAGCCCCGUAGCCUCCAUUCAGGUUGAGCGGGUGAACAGUCUCUGGCUGAUUUUUCUCGCUACAGCCACAACGUUGUACCGUGCGGAGGGCGAGGCAUCCUGCCCGAUGGAACUUCUCGACAAGGUGGCUAAAGAGCCCAAGCUACUCCAUAUCCGUGAGUCGAACGCCACCUCUGACGUGUCCGCCCGGGGGGCCGUUGUGUUGUACCGUCCUGGCCUAGGCAUGCCGGCGCAGUCCUACGCGUGGACCAGCACAACAGGUGUUGUGCAUGGACUGAUGAACCGUUGCAUCCACCACGAUCUUUCCAGCAGUGAGGCGGCGGUCUUUGGGUGGAGUGACGCCUCCGCGGUGGUGAACGAGCAGCUCCUCGCACUAACGAGGGUACGACAUUCUACGCAUGACGCAGGGAACUUUGCCGCUGCUCCUGCUGCCUCCCCCACCGCAAGUAGUCGUGGACUUCCGCAGACAAAAAUGCCAAUGGAGGUGGCACUGACGGCGUUUCAUAUGAUACUGCUCUACAAUGAUCGACUGGUUGUACUAAAUCACCCUGCAGGCCUCACCUGGCGAGCCGCGUCCUCGACGUUACUUGGCGACAGUCCGUACGCCUGCGAGAUCGAGGAACGCAUACGCUUUGACCCCUUUCACGCCGCGAGGAAGCCGUUGGAGUUGCGUGGAAUCGUGCGAGACACUGCGGCGCGCAAGAUUUACAUAUUUGGGAAAAAUAUCCUGUGGGAGCUUCAGGUGGAGCAGGAGCAUCGGCAGCAGUGGUGGGUAUUUCUCUACCGGGCUAUGAACCGCGGCGAGUCUCUCCCGUUGCGAAAGCGUUUUUUUCAAGCCGCGUACAACCUGUGCAAAUAUCGUCCUUCCAAUAAAAAUAUCGUUCAGCUGCUGCGGGGAAAAUUUCUGCUUCAGAUUGGGGCUGUGCAGUACGCCACGGAUGUCUUGGCCGACUGCGACCGCUUUGAGGAUAUCUACGACCUUCUGGUUUCCCUGCGCAACAGCAAGGUGCUGCGGCUGUACGUGGAGAAGCGCUACAAGCUGCUGGUCAAGUAUGCCGUGAGUGCCUCUGUGAUGGAGACUCAGCUGGCCUGCCUGCUCGUCCUCAUUGUGAUGCAGCGGCUGAACGGGAUUACGCGAAGCGAGGCGAGCGAAAAAACGAGCGUUGCCGCCACCGCGAGCCUAAACGCGUUUCUUGAGCAGGCCAUAAAAGAUAGACCGAGGCUGUUUGAACGGAGCUCAUACAGUGAACUCAUCGUCCGGCUGUUGGAGGGGCAAGGGCGGCCUGAACUUGCCCUUGGGUUUGCGGCGAGGAUUAAAAAGGUCCACUACCUUUUGACGUACCACGUCUCUCAUGGGGAGUACACGCAGGCGGCCGAUUUGCUCGCAACGCUCGCCCGGCGCCCGGAGACGCUCGAACUGUGGUAUGAGUUUUCUCCACUUCUCAUGAAAAAGUGCCCGAUACGACUUACCACGGCCAUGCUUCGCGUCGUGGCCCGCGACCGGCAGGGGGGCACGUACAUGUUGCUGCAGCUGGAGCGACUCAUUCCGGUGUUUAUUCAGUACUCCCCGCAGAUGAACGAGGACCCAAACAAUGGCCAGCACCAAGCCAUCAUUUUAUUGGAACGUUGCAUCAACAAAUUCAACUGCGUCUCAACAGUUGUGCAUGACUACUACCUAAGCCUCCUGGCAAAGAACGAUGGAGAACGACUGGAUGAAUUUCUUGAAUCAUCCCUCUUCUACAGCGUCGAUUUUGCACUCCGUCGCUGCUUAGAGGCUCGCAGGUACCGGCAAUGCGUUGGACUUUAUCGUCGGCUGCAUCUCUACGAGGAUGCCAUACGUACCGCCUUGGAAUGCUCUGAGCCGUCAGAUGUCAAGGAUGAAGAGUGGCCUGCCCUGCGUGUGGCCAGGGAUCUACUUCGCUCGCUUCCCGAACCUUUGGAGGCGUCAAAGGAGAAGAAACUUUGGCUUAUUGUGGCACAGUAUGCGUUGGAGAAGGGCAACCCCCGUAUGGCGCUCAGCGUUGUGGAGGAUUCUGGCGGUGUGCUGAAGCUUGAAGACAUCCUUGGCGACAUCAGUGAUAGCUUGGUUGUGCAGGACUUUAAGGACUCCAUAUGUAAAAGCCUAGACGCGUACACCUCCUCUAUUGCCGCAUUGAGGGAUCAGCAGCUGGAGGCGACACAACUGUCCGAAAACAUAAAACAGGAGAUUGCGCAGCUGCAGUGUCGCUUUGGAUACAUUCCAGCACGUCAGCGGUGCAUCUUGUGCGAUCAGCUUCUUUUGCGAGAGUCUGCACCGUACCUGAUUUAUCCGAAUUGCCAGCAUGCGGUCCACGAGGCCUGUGCCGUGGCAAAGCUGGAGGAGAUUGGCGGUCUAGAGGCUUUUCUUGCGGAUGAGGGGCUGCCGAGGCAGUUUCUUGACGGCGUGACUUCCACAAAGGAGUUGGCGCAAACGGAGUGCGUUCUCUGUGGCGAAGCGUCUAUCCUUGAGAUUGACCUCCCCCUCUGCGUCGAGGAUCGCUCCUGGUCCGUGGCGUAG
Trypanosoma conorhini is the source of this 3174-nucleotide messenger RNA. RefSeq lists its product as uncharacterized. The transcript has a single exon. The record is from RefSeq and is a predicted model, not a curated record. Gene Ontology annotation, biological process: organelle fusion; vacuole organization; intracellular protein transport. Bases 1 to 3174 code for a protein of 1057 amino acids. Gene Ontology annotation, cellular component: HOPS complex; endosome. Gene Ontology annotation, molecular function: protein-macromolecule adaptor activity. Lineage: Eukaryota; Euglenozoa; Kinetoplastea; Trypanosomatida; Trypanosomatidae.